Propithecus coquereli (Coquerel's sifaka) is the source of this 384-nucleotide messenger RNA. RefSeq lists its product as uncharacterized. The record is from RefSeq and is a predicted model, not a curated record. NCBI's taxonomy places the organism in Eukaryota, Metazoa, Chordata, Mammalia, Primates, Indriidae.
AUGUUGCCCAGGCUGAUCUUGAAUUCUUGUCCUCAAGCAAUCCUCCUGCCUCAGGCUGGUCUCCGCCAAGCUCCUCCUCCCCAGCACGCGUGGGGCCCUUAUCAGGAAAGGAUUUGGGUUGGUGGAGGGUGGGGGAAGUGGCAGGCCCCAGGCUCAGGCAAGGUGGGUGGGAGAGAUAGGGAAGUGGGGAGGGGGCCUGGGAGGCUGGGAGGGAUGCCCAGAAGCGGCUCAGUGGGCUUCGGUCAAGCUCUGUCCACGCCGGCCUGGCCCCUGCCAAGGUUCCAGAGCCUCUCCUGCCUUCCAUCCGUGCCAGGCAAGAUGCCGGCACCUUUAAUUAGCAAGCAGCAGCCUCUCCCCGAUUCAUCACAGUCACUGUUUAAUUAG